Molecule: messenger RNA, 654 nt
Organism: Aspergillus terreus NIH2624
Lineage: Eukaryota; Fungi; Ascomycota; Eurotiomycetes; Eurotiales; Aspergillaceae
Exons: 1
Coding region: 1-654 (217 amino acids)
Source: RefSeq, a predicted model, not a curated record
AUGGCUUGCUCUUGCUGUACUACCACUACCACUACCGUCUUCAUCUGCUCCUAUGGCUACCGCGAAGCCACUCAGACCAUUUGCAUGCCUGGUAACUCUGCUCCUGCUCCCACCGGCUUCGCUGAGGAUGCGUCCAUGGUCUCUCGUGGUUCCUCGCGUUCCCACCGCUCUCAUCGUAACAACCCUUCGGUCGUCGAGUCGGAGCGCCGUAGCUCCCGCUCGGUAGCCCCCAGCCAUGUCAGCCGUCACUCUCAGUCUCAGGCCCAAGGUCAGCCCACCGCCCGUCUUGACUACUGGCUUGAGUCGGUUCCUGGGGGCAACCCCGCUAGCGCUGUGCCCCAACGUCUCCUUCCUGCGCCGAGCUCCCGCCGUGGAUCUGAUAUGGGCUCCUCUCGCUCUGAUUCUCGCUCCUCCCAUGCGUCGUCGCGUCGCUCCUCGCAGGUCUCGUCCUCCUCCCAUCGUUCUAGCACCCUUGCUCCGGAAGAUAGUGCCUCGCAGGCUCCUAGUCGGGUGUCUAGACGCUCCUCGUCUACUCGCUAUACCUCUGAGCAGUCCUAUCCUGACUCCUAUGUUACCAGUGAGCGCUCCCAUCGCUCGUCUCGUUCUCAAGGCGCUUCGACCUGCUGCGGUCCUAACUGCAAGCAUCGCCACUGA